Messenger RNA from Acanthopagrus latus (yellowfin seabream), 2935 nucleotides. RefSeq names its product high-affinity choline transporter 1-like. Gene Ontology annotation, cellular component: plasma membrane. Gene Ontology annotation, molecular function: choline:sodium symporter activity. The transcript has 8 exons. The record is from RefSeq and is a predicted model, not a curated record. Bases 290 to 1945 code for a protein of 551 amino acids. Gene Ontology annotation, biological process: choline transport; transmembrane transport; acetylcholine biosynthetic process. NCBI's taxonomy places the organism in Eukaryota, Metazoa, Chordata, Actinopteri, Spariformes, Sparidae.
CUUCCUCACUGCAGCAAACAAUGAGCAGAGGAAAAGACGCCCUAUCACUGUAGUGAUUAUUUCUCCCCUAUUUCAGGGGCGUAACAUUUCUCAGAUAUUUCUACCCUUCCUCUUGUUGAACUCCAACAGCAAGUACAAGUCACUUUGCAUAACAGUUUUGGUGGACUUUUGUUACGGAUUUACAUUCAUUUGCUUGGCAGCUAUGUAUGCUAGAUGCUAAAAAGCAGGAGCUCGCUCAGGCUGUGGGGCUGGUUGAAGUUGGGGAAGCACAGAGUCGGUCGGAUCCACCAUGACUCUCAACGUACCGGGUCUGAUAAUGAUGGUCGCCUUCUACCUGCUGGUGUUAGGAAUCGGCAUCUGGGCGUCUGUGAAAUCUAAGAAGCUGGAGAGAAAUGUGCACAGCAGUCGCAUAGAAGCUUCUUUACUCGCCAACCGGGGCAUCAGCUUGGUACUGGGUGCGUUCACAAUGACAGCUACUUGGGUCGGCGGCACCUUUAUCACCGGUGUUGCGGAGUCGGUGUACGAUCCCACCCAAGGUCUGGUCUGGGCUCUCGUUCCUCUGCAGGUCUCUAUUUCCUUUAUUAUCGGUGGACUGUUCUUUGCAAAACCAAUGAGGGAGAACAAUUACAUCAGCAUGAUGGAUCCAUUUCAGAGAAAGUACGGGAAAACGCUGACCGCGGCUCUGGCCGUUGUCCCAGUCAUGGCUGAAAUCGUCGGGAUUCCCGGAUUACUGAUUUCUUUGGGGGCGACCAUGAACGUCAUCCUGGAUCUGCCCGUCGGCGUCUGCAUCUAUAUCUCUGCAGCGGUGGCGAUCGUCUACACUGUCCUCGGAGGUCUGUACUCGGUCGCCUACACUGACGUCGUCCAGCUGUCACUGACCCUUCUCAGCCUGUGGCUGUGUGUCCCUUUUGUUCUGACGAGUGGCGUUUACACCGACAUCACCAAGACGGCCUUCAACCACACACAUCAGGCCCCCUGGCUCGGCACGCUGGAGAUUGAUGACGUCGGGAGGUGGAUCGAUAAUUUUCUAGUGAUGACCGUGGGCAAUAUGGCGGUUCAGGAUUUCCAUCAGAGGACUCUUUCCUCCAGCUCCACCUCCACCGCCAGAAUCAUCUGUUUCAUAGCAGCAGGUGGAGUCAUCGUCGCCGGACUCCCGUCGGUGUUGAUCGCAGCUGUUGCAGCUUCCAUAGACUGGGACUCCACCUCGUAUGGUUCCCCCUCUCCAUACGAGCGAGGGGAGGCGGCCAUGGUGUUGCCCCUCAUCCUGCAGCAUUUUACCCCAACCUACAUCGCUGCUUUCGGCGUCGGAGCCUUCGCUGCCGCUGUGAUGUCCUCCGUUGACUCUUUCCUCUUGUCGGCCACCACCAUCUUCACCACCAACAUCUACCAGACCAUCAGGAGUCAGGCAUCAGAUAAGGAGCUGCAGUGGGUGAUUCGUCUCUCGAUAGUGGUCGCAGGAGUUGUGGGGACUUCUCUCACCUCCCUGGACAGCAGCCUCUUGGUGUUCUGGAUCCUGGGUUCAGAUCUGACCUACACCAUCAUAUUCCCACAACUGAUCUGCGUCCUCUUCAUCAAGAUUUCUAACGGUUACGGGGCGAUCGCGGGCUACCUUGUCGCGGUGGUGAUGAGACUGUUGUGCGGGGAGCCGCUGUUCGGCCUCCCCGUCCUCCUACAAUUCCCAGCAUGCACCUUGGAGGACGGCGUUUACAUCCAGUGCUCUCCAGUCAAAACCAUCUGCAUGCUGGCUGCUCUGGUCUCCAUUGUGGUGUUUUCAUUUGUGUCGUCGGUCCUGUUUAACAAGGGGAUCCUUCCUGAGAGGUGGGACGUGUUGAAGGUGAAAUCACAGCCGGCACCAUCACCAGCAGGUCGCACCAAAGAGUGUGAUACUGAUGAUACGGAUGACGACAAAGUCCAAUCUGAACAGAUGCUGGAUACAAAAUGCUAAGUUUUUUUUUUUCUUUGUUGACUUAACUUCUGGGUUGUGGUGUUACAGUGUGUAAUGAUUGAUCUUUCAUCCAAUUGUAUUGUAAGACACCUCUUAAAUAGGAUUUGCAGUGGGGAUGUAAAUGAAGAACCCUGUAUGGUUCUGGGUAGAAUGUAUGUCUAUAUUUGUUGUAGCCCUUUAACUACCUCACCUAAAUGGGAUACAGCCAUCGUUAAUGUUUUAAAUUCCACCUGUGAUUUUCCUGCUUCCAUGCCUCAAAAUGUCUUCUGGGAAAAAGGUCUGUUCAGGGUGACACUUGACACAAAUAGUCAUCAUUUUGUGCACUUAUUGUAAUUCCUGACACUCAUUUAGAAAGUAAUUGUAACAUGCAAGUAAGGUAUUUCAGUCAAAGUGAAACUCUCGCCAAAUUGCAACCUAUUGGCUUUUUUUUUUGUAAAUGUACCCAAGUCAAACUUUAGUGUAAAAGCAUAAUUACAACAACAGAGGCGCUUUUUUUUUUUUUUUUUUUAAGAAUGACCGUAUAUUCGUUUUCGGGUCAACCUCAUUUUCAGUGGGAGUGCAUGGGGCACUUUUACGAUCGAUACUUUCAAAACACUAUAUGGCUCGACACAAGAAACUUUGCUCGUAGUAUCACCAGUAUCACAUGAACAUGAGCAUCGAGAACAUUGUUUGUGCACACAGAGUUUACUAAAAAGAAAGUUUUCCAAUGACUCACGUUAGCAGCAGCUUGUUCAGUGUUCGUGUUCAUGUGCUAUUGAUGCUAUUGUAAAAGUGCCCCUAGCACUCCCACUGAAAAUGAUUUUGACACGACAAUAUGGUGAAAAAAAAAAAAGUGUUUUUCAUGCUUUUACAUGAAAGUUUGACUCGAGUAUAUUCACAAAAAAAAACCUAGGUUGUUACCCUACAAGCAAGUGAAUCCGAUUGAUGACUGACUGAUUGAUCAGCAACUGAAAACACAAUAAAUAUUAAAAAUGUGGAGCAGGAAUGAGA